This is a messenger RNA of Colletotrichum fioriniae, 966 nucleotides long. RefSeq lists its product as uncharacterized. Lineage: Eukaryota; Fungi; Ascomycota; Sordariomycetes; Glomerellales; Glomerellaceae. The record is from RefSeq and is a predicted model, not a curated record.
AUGGACCGCGCAAAUCUCAUUGCAACACUCGCUGCAGCAAAACAAACCCUCAAACGACCUAUCGUCACCCUUGCAAAUUGCGACAACGCAUGGCUCAUCUCCAUUCCCCGGCCUACUGGAGCGACGGGUAAAAAGGUCUUUUACCACAUUCUACAAGACCCAUGGCUCUUUGGCGUGAAUGAUGUCAUCAUCAGCUACUUCUUGCGGCUGUCACUCAAGGAAAAGUCGGCACUGGAAACAAUUGAAGCCUGCGAAGAUCUGGUUCGAGAGAUUGAGGAGGCCGCGGGAGGCUCAAAGGAGGACGGCGAGUGCUGGCUCGAUGCAGUGACCGUCACCCAUACCAACACGGAUCACCUGCAUCAACCAACUCUGCGAACCUUUGAUCCAUCACUCAAAGUCUUUGCCGUGGAGGACGCCGCCGCAACGAUCUCUGCCAUGAAGCACUUUGACAAUGUCUACGUUCUUCCGGACUUUGUACGCAACCAGGCAUGGCCGACAACGCCAGAGAUGCCCCAGUGGUUGUCCAUCUUCCGGCUCGAGGACGAGACCAAGCAGUACCCCAACCUCUACCAUGCCAUCGUCAUCAAAAUUGCAGCUGCGAAUGGAAAAGACGAAGUCAUAUUGUACAGCCCUCACGGAGUAGACCCCGGUAUCGUGGAAGCCGCCAUGGACAUGAACCCCGACGCCAAGGUCAUUGCGAUGACGCAUCCGAUUAACGAGGCUGGUGUUGGACUCAAGUCCAAGGGGGUAGCCAAUGCUCUGAAAAUCCAGCGGAAACAUUCACCAAAGUACUGGAUUCACUGCCAGGAAGGAAUCCAGUACACAGGAUUCUUGACGUGGUUCUUCGACUAUGGAGACAAGACUUUGGAAAUAGGCCUAGAGGAAGAAGCCAAAGAAACCGAAGAGGAGCUACCUAGGCCCAACUACGUGACGAUUUCGAACGGCGCAGGAUUCGUUCUGGCAUGA